CUAGCUGAACGUGGCAUCACAAUGAUCAUAUGAUUUGUUUAUAUUUAGCUGUCAACUCACAGGAAAAAUACUUUUCUUUUUCAGUUCUUAUAAAUGUUCUCAGAUUUAUAAAAUUUUUUUUAAUGAAUUAACUUAAGAAAGUUAGAAGUCACAUUUGGCUUGUAAAUUAAAAUUUCUUUAGUAGAAAAUAUGGAAGAAAUUUACGCGGGUAAAUUUUAAUUCGAAAUUUAUUUUGGGAAUUUUAUAUCACUCGACGACACUACCGACGGUUUAAUUAGUUACGAAUAAUAUUUAACUGAAAUUGUGAAUUACAGUCAGUAUAGGACGCUUGUACACCGCAAUUAAAGUUGUUGUGUUCCUAAUGAUUUUCCAAAUAUGUAUCGAAUAUGAUUUGUCAAAAACACCAUUCACAAGUUUAAUUCAACCUUGUAUAGCCUAUGAACCAUGUCUUCUUGAUUAUGUUGAGUUUAAAAGAGUUACAGAACCAAUCUGGCUGCUGGGGAAAAAAUAUAAUAUACAAACUGGUGAUGAUUUUGAGAAAUUAAAUAAAGAUAUGCAGAGCCUGCUGUGGUUUACUUACAGAAAACAGUUUCUUCCCAUAGGAGAGUCUAAUCUGACAUCUGAUUCUGGAUGGGGUUGCAUGCAUCGAUGCGGCCAAAUGAUAAUGGCACAGGCCAUGACGAGGAGACAUCUUGGAAGAGAAUGGAAUUGGAAACCGGGUUGUUCAAAUGAAGCAUAUCAGAGAAUAUUACAGAAGUUUGAUGACAAAAUUGAAAGCCAGUAUUCUAUUCAUAAAAUUGCUCUUAAAGGUCAAACGUUAGAGAAAAGAGUUGGUCAGUGGUUUGGGCCUAACACUGUAGUGCAAGUGCUUAGGAGAUUGAUUGAAGAAGAUGUUGAAAAUGACAUAUCUAUACACGUUGCUAUGGACAAUAUGGUCAUUAAAAGUGAAAUAAGAAAAUUGUUUAGAGUGGAGAAGCGAUGUUCUUCUAGUCAAGAAUCAGAAAGUUCAGCUGUUUUACUUACUAUACCUUUAAGGUUAGGCUUAUCAGAGAUCACACCAGUAUAUUUUGAAAAGCUAAAGGCAGUCUUUACCUUGAAUCAAACAUUAGGGAUCAUUGGCGGAAGAACAAAUCAUGCAUCUUAUUUCAUAGGCUAUGCAGGAAGUGAAUUGAUUUACUUGGACCCCCACACCACUCAACUCUAUAAAAAUAGUGGUCCAAUGGAUGAUUCCAGUUACCAUUGUCGACAUCCCAGCCGGAUGAGUUUUUCUCAGCUAGAUCCUUCCAUUGCUGUGUGUUUUUACCUUGAAAACGAAGAAGAUUUUAACCAGUGGUGUACAGAGGCACAACAGGCUUUAUUAGAACCUGAAAGAGAUGCAAUCUUUGAAAUUUUGGAAGAAAAACCUCCAAUGUUGCCUUAUGCUGAUGUUGACAGUUAUGAUGAAUGCUGUACAAGUCUUGAUGAUAAAGAUAGAUUAUAUACAUCUGAUGAUGAAUUUGAGCUUCUAAUGUAAUGGUGUGUGUCUUUCUGUAAUUUUGAAUGAAAAUUUAAUAAACAUGUCCAACAUUUGUGACAAACCUAAAGUAUUGUAAAUAAAAUUUAAUGAUUAUAUAUAUAUAUAUAUAUAUAUAAAAUGUACACAGGGGUAGGACGAAAAAAUGGAAACACUUUGAUACUAAGAAAUUUUUUGAUAUUUCUCAAAAAUUUCUUAGAGAAUCAGUUUAUAAAUUUAGAAGUGAUGAGAUCUUGCGAUAUCUCCUACAUUCAAUGAAGUUUAAAGCUUUUCGAGAUUUCAGGGACUGACAAUAAAUUAGAAACGGGGAAAAAAUAAUUUUUAAACACCCUAUGCCGAAAAAUGUAGCUAAAUUUUAUAACUUGUCACAAUUACUGUGGUAAUUAUUUACAAUAAUUGAACAACAUUUUGUAAACCUAGCUUAAAUAUUUAUGGAGAAAUGGGUGUUUUUAAACGAAAUAAAUUUUUUCGUUAUAACUUUAUAGAUAUUCAUUGGAGUUAUA
This is a messenger RNA of Parasteatoda tepidariorum (common house spider), 2016 nucleotides long. NCBI's taxonomy places the organism in Eukaryota, Metazoa, Arthropoda, Arachnida, Araneae, Theridiidae. The record is from RefSeq and is a predicted model, not a curated record.